UUCAAAAGUUGGGAGUUUAAACCUGAGGAGAAAAGAUUCUCAACCUUAAAAAAUAUACCAAGCUGUCGGUCUGAAAACAGGUUGAGCAGACUGUAUAGCUGAUGUGCAUGUCUUGGGAAAAAUCAGACCUGUGCAGACACUAAGGCUUUGUCUUCACUGACGUAGAGGAGCUUCUGCAGCAGGUUUGGGGGAAGGGCAGAGCACUGCCACAGAAGCAGCAAUACCCCCUAAGGCAGCUAUCGACUGGGAUUUUGUGCCCUCCACAGACAGAAGGGGCAACAGAGCCUUCAAAAAAUAAGGCCCACACAAUGGCAUAUGACCAUGAUGGAGAAGACAUCCUGAAGCCUCUGGUCUUCCGUCUCCACGAGAGCGUUCCUGAAGCAGUCCGUGAGGUCUUACUGGAACGUGGUUGGAGUGAAUUUGAUGAACAAGAGCAAGAUGAAGCAGACUGGAAUCUGUACUGGCAGAACUCCCCUUUCCGUAUGACUGACCACCGAAGCAUUAAACCAUGGCAGAGGCUCAAUCACUAUCCAGAAACAGUGAGGAUCACAAGGAAAGACUAUCUGGCAAGGCAUCUGAAACGCAUGAAGGGAAUUUAUGGACCAUCUCUUUAUGAGUUUAGUCCAGUGGCAUUCAUCAUGCCUAAUGACUAUGUCAAGUUUAUAGCAGAGUACACCAAAGAGAGACAGUCACAGGGCAAAAAGCCAUGCUAUUGGAUUUGCAAGCCUGUGGAUUUGUCUCGUGGAAGGGGCAUACUCAUUUUCCAGGACAUUAAAGACUUUGUAUAUGAUUGCAUGGUCAUUGUGCAGAAGUACAUUAGUAACCCUUUGCUUAUUUCUGGGUACAAAUCGGAUCUCCGCCUCUAUGUCUGUGUCACCAGUUUUUGCCCCCUUACCAUUUACACUUAUGAUGAAGGGCUGGUGAGGUUUGCCACUGAAAAGUUUGACCUCGGUUGUCUGGACAACGUCUAUGCCCAUCUGACAAACACCAGCAUCAAUAAAUUUGGCGCCUCGUACAAAAAAAAUAAAGAAGGGAUCGGCCGUGGCUGCAAAUGGACGUUCAGCAAAUUCCGAUCUUACCUACGCAGCCAUGAGGUGGACGACCUGCUUCUGUGGCAGAGAAUAAACAACAUCAUAAUGCUGACCCUGCUUGCUAUAACCCCUUCUGUUCCAUUGACAUCCAAUUGCUUUGAGCUCUUUGGGUUCGACAUUCUGAUAGAUGACACAUUCAAACCAUGGCUUUUAGAAGUAAACUACAGCCCAGCCUUGCGCCUAGACUGUUCCAUCGACACAACAGUGAAAAAAAGACUUCUCCAUGAUAUCAUUGAAUUGCUAAAUUAUAAGCAAACUGACACCUUGAGAGAAAACAAAGGGCCUGGCACUAAAGCUUCAUAUGCUGGUAGAACACAUAUCCCCUUGAGGACACAGGGUGAAAAUGCAACAGAUGAUGCUCCCAAUUUCCUUGCUUCUAGGCAGGAGAGUGAAUGGACUGCCACUUCUGCAGUGCAGUCUCUCUUGGAGGUUGCAGGAGGUUCAUUUAAGAAGGAGGCCAUAGUGAUGGGGAAAAUGGCCAGAACACAUCCAAGGAAAACACUAACCUCACAGCUCCGGGAAAGGAUGAACAGGCCGAAAACAUCUUCACAAUCAAAGGCGGCGUCUAAAAGCAAACAGCUGCCAGGCGCUAGACACCCUGCACAUGCAUCUGUCCAAGUCACCCACUGGUUGCCUACCACUGAGUUAUAUAACUACAAAUUAACUAUUCCUCCAUAUUUUCUCUUCACUAAAGACAAAAGGCCCUUCCCUCGAGUAGGUGAUUUUGUCCUUAUAUUUCCUUUCAACGAUGCUGCACUUGAAGCCUCCAGAAAUGGAAUAGAUGUAAAAAGCAUCGUACAAGAAAUACACAAGUUAAUGAACAAACAGUUGCCCCCAGGACAGCAGAAGGUAAAGAAGAGAAAAGAUUAUUUAACUUUUAGAUAACUCAGUGGAUGUUAGGCUAUAAGCUGCCACACAAUGAAAGAGGAAGACAAUAACCAGAUAUGAAUGGUGCUAUUGACACAUCUUAGCUGGUGGCUUAGUUUGAAGAUGGUGGGUAUGUGCGGAAGUCAUCUCAGAAAUAGGGAUCUUGCAAAACCACACACAAUUUGAAAAUGUCUCUUGUGAUUUAACAAUGAUGCUAGGCAAUUAUUUUGUUAAAUAAAAGGAUGAAUUGCAUAAUUAAUUCAUACAGUUUUCUUCUGCCUCUGGAAAA
Messenger RNA from Mauremys mutica (yellowpond turtle), 2247 nucleotides. It is a transcript of the gene TTLL2, whose product is annotated as tubulin tyrosine ligase like 2. Gene Ontology annotation, cellular component: cilium. Gene Ontology annotation, biological process: microtubule cytoskeleton organization; protein polyglutamylation. The transcript is spliced from 3 exons. Bases 309 to 1976 code for a protein of 555 amino acids. Gene Ontology annotation, molecular function: tubulin-glutamic acid ligase activity; tubulin binding. NCBI's taxonomy places the organism in Eukaryota, Metazoa, Chordata, Testudines, Geoemydidae. The record is from RefSeq and is a predicted model, not a curated record.